GAGUGAGACAAACAAACAAAACAACCCCAAACAAGAAACAAUGAAAUAGAAAAGACAGGAAGCGACGGAGAUUCAAGCCGGCCUUGUGAAGGCGAAGUAGACUUGCAGGAGAGGAGGCUGGAAGCAUGAAAUGGCUUAAUGGACAGCAACCGGUCCCGAAUUUGACGAUCCACUGCAGCACGAACUGUAGGGGCAGGAGUAACAUGUGACUGAAAAAUCCUCAUGUUCCUUUCUUUCCAAAUAUGAUAAAUUAUUGAUUGGAAGAAGAGUUUGAUGAUACAAACUCUAAAUUUUAAUACAAAGAAAGAACAACGGGGCGACUAGUUAGGCUACGAAUACGGGUCAAACAAGAAUAUACAAGUGCAAAACUUUCUUAGAGUCUAAGCAAUAUUCUUCUUUCUAUUGGAUUUUGAAUUGAAACUGGAGAUAAAUUGAAUAAUUAUUAUUUUACAGUGACCAAGAUAUAUAUAACUUAUGGAUGUUAAUCUCAGGGUUAUGCCACCAUCUGAACUCAAAUCUAUAAAGUGCAUAUUAACAAAUAUAUAAUAUCGUUGUGAUAACAAUAUUACCUUUUUGUAACACCGAAAUUCUGAACCAUGAUAUCUUUUCGAAUAUGAAAGCAAAGCUGACUUAAUCCUCUCCAGUAAUACAUAUUUUACGCAAGUGCUAUCUACGCCAUUGUUAGAUGUGUGUUCGUGGUUCAAGAUUUAAGUAACCUUUAACGAUUGACGAGGAAAUUUGAUAAAAUGUUUGGUACUAUACUAAGUACUAACUGUGGUCUACAGAGAAUAUAUAUGGGCCUAUAGUUAAUAACAAAGAAUAUGUUUUCUAAAUGCUUCACCAAAUUUUUACUGUUAUGAACUUUCAAACGUAUUAAGCUAUCGUUGAUCCGUUUAGGAUCGUCAGGCGGUCCAUUCGCGUGCAACCGUGUAGACAUAUAUAUAAUCCUGUAAUGCCAGAAAGAAUUAGCUGCAAACUUGGUUACAUUAUAUAAAACGUAAAUUUGAUUUCUAAGAAGUAUAAAUUUGAUUCUUAUUGAAAAUAAAGCAGAAGCGUUAUAAAUGUGAAGCAAAAGUCCACAUGCGGCCAUGGGAAAACAAAAAUAUUUAAAGUAGGCAUUAAGCACAAAAUCCAUCUGUUGUUGACUGGCCGAUGAAUGAGUGACUACAUGCAUGCAUAUUUGUAUAUGAUUAUAAUUGUGUGUGAUCAUCAGAACUUUUUUUUCUGAACACAGAUCAUCAGAUUCAUAAGGUCAAAAUAAAAAUAAAAAUAAAAACCCUCACGGGUCACGUGCUUAAGCAAUAAAUACAGCUCUUCAGUCUUCAUUAACUAUAGAUAUCUUCAGUUGUUUUCAUCUUAAAAGAGACACUGUUCUGCUUCUCGAGCUACCAAACCCCUUUCAUCUCCUUCAGAAAGGUCUAUUCAACCCAGCCUCAACAUUUUCUUAUAUAUCUAUCUUUAUAUUGACACAGGUAUAUAUCGUGAUCAGUAAAUUUUAAACUUGGAAUUUUACUUGCCUUUAAAGCCUUCCUUACCAAUCUUCCUUCACACCCUCUUUAAAAGUCACUUGACUUUAGUAUUUCUCUUUUUGUUUCUUUCUACUUUUCUCUCUUUUCUUUCGAUCAUCUGAGAGCAUGCCUGAAUGUCAAGAGAAAGGGAGAGACUUGAAGAGAUAGGGAAGAAGAUCAAAAGAGAAGCAGAUGCUUGGCCUAAUCAAAUGGCAGGAAUUAGAAGACAUAUAUCUGGUCCUCCUGGAGCCCUCAAUACCAUUACUCCUUGUGCGGCAUGUAAACUUCUGCGCCGACGAUGCGCUCAAGAAUGUCCAUUUUCGCCUUAUUUCUCCCCAUGUGAGCCUCUUAAGUUCGCGUCGGUCCACAAAGUCUUUGGAGCUAGCAACGUCUCCAAGAUGCUAAUGGAGGUACCGGAAGGCCAGAGAGCAGACGCGGCAAAUAGCCUCGUGUAUGAAGCAAACGUGAGGUUAAGAGAUCCAGUGUACGGUUGCAUGGGAGCAAUCUCAGCUCUACAACAACAAGUUCAAGCUUUACAAGCCGAGCUUACGGCCGUACGAUCUGAGAUUCUCAAGUACAAGCAACGAGAGGCUGUCGCCACUUUGAUCGUACCUUCCAAUUCCCAAUAUCACAACUCUGGCGGCGUCUCCGUCAUUGCACUACCACCACAAACGCCGUCAACUCCACCGCAACCUACGGCGGCUCAUCAUCCGCCUCCUCCAUCUUCUUGUGUUUACUCUCAACCAACCACAAGAGCACUAGAAUACGGCGAGAUUGAAAGUGAGAACAACUCCUACUUCGGUUAAAAUUUAUUUGAAUCAUUCUACAAACACACAUACAUAUAAUUUAUUUCCAUAAUUUGUGGUCCGACAAUUAUAACUAAGUUAAAUAAAUAUAAGGGAGGAGGAUGAUGUUAAAGAGCCUGUCACUAAUCGAUCAAAUGUAUAUUUAUAUUGUUCAUUUGGUAAGGGGUACUCUUUACAUUUUACA
Brassica napus (rape) is the source of this 2498-nucleotide messenger RNA. RefSeq names its product LOB domain-containing protein 15-like. The record is from RefSeq and is a predicted model, not a curated record. NCBI's taxonomy places the organism in Eukaryota, Viridiplantae, Streptophyta, Magnoliopsida, Brassicales, Brassicaceae. The transcript has 3 exons. The coding region runs from base 1643 to 2314 and encodes 223 amino acids.